Messenger RNA from Phacochoerus africanus (Common warthog), 5139 nucleotides. It is a transcript of the gene ATAD2, whose product is annotated as ATPase family AAA domain containing 2. Lineage: Eukaryota; Metazoa; Chordata; Mammalia; Artiodactyla; Suidae. Gene Ontology annotation, biological process: positive regulation of transcription by RNA polymerase II. Bases 198 to 4337 code for a protein of 1379 amino acids. The transcript is spliced from 28 exons. Gene Ontology annotation, cellular component: nucleus. The record is from RefSeq and is a predicted model, not a curated record. Gene Ontology annotation, molecular function: histone binding; ATP hydrolysis activity; chromatin binding.
GGGAAAGUUGCGAGCCCGCCGACGUAGGGUGGCCGCGUGGGCGGAACGGGAGGCGGAGGGAUUCAGAGUGCGCGCGCUGCGGCCACCCGCGCGCAGCUUGUGGCGCCAGAAUUCGGAGCGCGGAAGCGCCUGAGCGGUUGUUUCCCAGUAUAGGGUCCGUCUCCCGCCGCGGACGCUCUGCCGAGGAGGGAGAGAAGAUGGUGGUCCUCCGCAGCAGCCUGGAGCUGCACAGCCACCCCGCCGCCUCGGCCACGGACUCCUUGGACCUGUCCAACGAGUUCCUCAGUCUGGAGCAGAUCGGCCGGAGGCGGCUCCGCUCGGCCGGCGCCGCUGAGCAGUCCGCGGUCACCGCGGCCGCUGCGGGCGAUGGGUCUUCAGUUAAGGAAGUUGAAACUUAUCAGCGGACACGUGCUUUAAGGUCUUUGAGAAAAAAUGCACAGAAUUCUUCAGAUUCUAGUUUCGAUAAGAAUAUGGAAAUAACGGAGAAGCAUGCUAAUGGCAGGCAUUUUACAAGGCAGUUGGCCAGACAGCAGGCUGAUAAAAAAAAAGAAGAGUGCAAAGAAGACAAAGUGAUUCCAGUUACUCGGUCAUUGAGGACUAGAAACAUAGUUCAAAAUGCAGAACAUUUGCAUGAAGAGAAUGGUGAUGUUGAAGUUCGCCGAAGCUGUAGGAUUAGAAGUCGUUACGGCAGUGUGAACCAGUCUGUGCUGUUUGACAAACUUAUAACAAACACUGCUGAAGCUGUACUUCAGAAAAUGGAUGAUAUGAAGAAGAUGCGCAGACAGCGAAUGAGAGAACUUGAAGAUUUGGCGGUGUUCAAUGAAACAGAAGAAGGGAAUCUUAACAUGUACACAAGAGGAAAACAAAAAGGUAUUCAAAGAACUGAUGAAGAAACAACUGACAAUCAAGAAGGCAGUGUGGAGUCAUCUGAAGAGGGUGAAGACCAAGAAGAUGAGGAUGAUGGUGAAGAUGAAGAUGAUGAAGAAGAUGACGAAGAGGAUGAUGAAGAGGAUGGAGAAGAAGAUAAUCAGAAGCGAUACUAUCUUAGACAGAGAAAAGCUACUGUUUACUACCAGGCUCCAUUGGAAAAACCUCGUCAUCAGAGAAAGCGCAACAUAUUUUAUAGUGACCCAGCUUCUCCUGCAAGACCAAGAUAUCGAUUAUCUUCUGCGGGACCGAGGAGUCCUUAUUGUAAACGAAUGAACAGGCGAAGACAUGCAAUCCACAGUAGUGAUUCUACUUCAUCUUCCUCUUCUGAAGAUGAACAGCACUUUGAGAGGCGAAGAAAAAGGAGCCGUAAUAGAGCUAUUAACAGGUGCCUUCCACUAAAUUUUCGGAAAGAUGAAUUAAAAGGAAUUUAUAAAGAUCGAAUGAAAAUUGGAGCAAGCCUUGCUGAUGUUGAUCCAAUGCAACUAGAUUCUUCAGUACGAUUUGAUAGUGUUGGUGGCCUGUCUAAUCACAUUGCAGCUCUGAAAGAGAUGGUAGUGUUUCCAUUGCUUUAUCCAGAAGUCUUUGAAAAAUUCAAAAUUCAACCUCCAAGAGGUUGUUUGUUUUAUGGUCCACCUGGAACUGGAAAAACUCUAGUUGCUAGAGCGCUUGCCAAUGAGUGCAGUCAAGGGGAUAAAAGAGUAGCAUUUUUCAUGAGGAAAGGUGCUGAUUGUCUGAGUAAGUGGGUAGGAGAAUCUGAAAGACAGCUGCGAUUGCUAUUUGACCAGGCCUAUCAGAUGCGCCCAUCAAUUAUUUUCUUUGAUGAAAUCGACGGUCUGGCUCCAGUACGAUCAAGUAGGCAAGAUCAAAUUCACAGUUCGAUUGUUUCCACCCUACUAGCUCUUAUGGAUGGACUGGACAGCAGAGGAGAAAUUGUGGUCAUUGGAGCUACCAACAGACUGGAUUCCAUUGAUCCUGCUUUACGAAGGCCCGGUCGCUUUGACAGAGAAUUCCUUUUUAGCCUACCUGAUAAAGAUGCUCGAAAAGAAAUUCUAAAGAUUCACACAAGGGAUUGGAAUCCUAAACCACUGGACAUGUUUCUAGAAGAACUAGCAGAAAACUGUGUUGGAUACUGUGGUGCAGAUAUCAAGUCAAUAUGCUCUGAGGCUGCUUUAUGUGCUCUGCGGCGACGCUACCCACAGAUCUAUACCACUAGUGAGAAACUACAAUUGGAUCUGUCUUCAAUUACUAUCUCAGCUAAGGAUUUUGAGGUGGCUAUGCAAAAGAUGAUACCAGCCUCCCAAAGAGCUGUGACAUCGCCUGGGCAAGCAUUGUCCACCAUUGUGAAACCACUUCUGCAAAGCACUGUUCGCAAGAUCUUAGAAGCCCUGCAAAGAGUGUUUCCACAUGCCGAAAUCAGGAGAAAUAAGGCAUUAGACUCAGAUAUUUCUUGUCCUCUGUUAGAAAGUGACUUGGCGUACAGUGAUGAUGAUGUUCCAUCAGUAUAUGAAAAUGGACUUUCUCAAAAAUCCUUUAAUAAGGCAAAAGAAAAUUUUAAUUUUCUUCAUUUGAAUAGAAAUACAUGUUAUCAACCUAUGUCUUUUCGACCAAGAAUGUUGAUAGUGGGAGAGCCAGGAUUUGGGCAGGGUUCUCAUUUAGCCCCAGCUGUCAUCCAUGCUUUGGAAAAAUUUGCAGUAUACACAUUAGACAUUCCUGUUCUUUUUGGAGUCAGUGCUACAUCUCCUGAAGAAACAUGUGCCCAGAUGAUUCGUGAAGCUAAGAGAACAGCACCAAGUAUAGUAUAUGUUCCUCAUAUUCACUUGUGGUGGGAAAUAGUUGGACCAACACUCAAAGCCACAUUUACCACAUUAUUACAGAAUAUUCCUUCAUUUGCUCCAGUUUUAUUACUUGCAACUUCUGACAAACCCCAUUCUUCUCUGCCAGAAGAGGUACAAGAAUUAUUUAUCCGUGAUUAUGGAGAAAUUUUUAAUGUCCAGUUACCUAAUAAAGAAGAACGGACACAAUUUUUUGAAGAUUUAAUUCUAAAGCAAGCUGCUAAGCCUCCUAUAUCAAAAAAGAAAGCAGUUUUGCAGGCUUUGGAGGUACUCCCCGUAGCACCACCACCUGAGCCAAGACCAUUGACAGCAGAAGAAGUGAAAAGACUAGAAGAACAAGAAGAAGAUACAUUUAGAGAACUGAGGAUUUUUUUAAGAAAUGUUACACAUAGACUUGCUAGUGACAAGCGAUUCAGAAUAUUUACCAAACCUGUUGACCCUGAUGAGGUUCCUGAUUAUGUCUCUGUAAUAAAACAGCCAAUGGACCUUUCGUCUGUAAUCAGUAAAAUUGAUCUCCACAAGUAUCUGACUGUGAAAGACUAUUUGAGUGAUAUUGAUCUAAUCUGUAGUAAUGCUUUAGAAUACAAUCCAGACAGAGAUCCUGGAGAUCGUCUUAUUAGGCACAGAGCCUGUGCUUUAAGAGAUACUGCCUAUGCAAUAAUUAAAGAAGAACUUGAUGAAGACUUUGAGCAGCUUUGUGAAGAAAUUCAAGAAUCUAGAAAGAAGAGAGGUUGUAGCUCUUCCAAAUAUGCCCCGUCUUACUACCAUGUAAUGCCAAAGCAAAAUUCCACCCCUGCUGGCGAUAAAAAAUCAGAUCCAGAGCAAAAUGAAAAGUUGAAGACACCCAAUACUCCUAUGGCUUGCAGCACUCCUGCUCAGUUAAAGAGGAAAAUCCGCAAAAAGUCAAAGUGGUACUUGGGCACCAUAACAAAACGAAGGAGGAUUUCACAGGCGAAAGAUGAUGGCCAAAAUGUCACAGAUGACAAAAUUGAGACUGAUACAGAGGAAAAUCAAGAUACAAGCGCAGACCACAAUGAGACUGGAAACACAGGGGAGUCUUCAAUGGAAGAAAAUGAAAAGCAGCAAAAUGUCUCUGAAGGCAAAAUAAAACUGGGAAAUAAUAGUUCAGGUACUUGUAUUGAGAAUGAACUUGAAGAAUCUGGAAGGACUACAGCAUGUACAGAUUUAAGGAAAGAUAAAAUUGCUUGCAAUGGAGAUGCUUCUAGCUCUCAGAUAAUAGAUAUUUCUGAUGAAAAUGAAGCAAAAGAAAUGUGUGUUCUGCGGAUGACUCGAGCUAGACGUUCCCAAGUAGAGCAACAGCAGCUCAUCAGUGUUGAAAAGGCUUUGGCCAUUCUUUCUCAGCCUACCCCCUCACUUAUUGUGGACCAUGAGCGAUUAAAAAAUCUUUUGAAGACUGUCGUUAAGAAAAGUCAAGGAUAUAAUAUUUUUCAGUUGGAAAAUUUGUAUGCUGUAAUCAGCCAGUGUAUUUAUCAGCAUCGCAGGGACUAUGACAAAACAACACUCAUUCAGAAAAUGGAGCAAGAGGUAGCAAACUUCAGUUGUUCCAGAUUAUGAUGUCCUGGCACCAGAUGUUCUUUAUAUUCAGUUCCUAUUUAAUUCACCUCUGUCAUGUUCAUAUAACUGAUGCAAGAUGAAAUCCUGCAUAUUUAAGGAAAAGAUUAAAAUGGUAAAUAAAGAUAUUUAAACUUUUCUCAUAUUUAUGUACAUGUGUAAGAUAAAUUGCCAAGAUAACAUAAAUAUUAGAAGUUUGAUUGAACAAGUCACUGUAGUAAUAGUAUUGCUGUGCCUAUCAGUAGUUGAAGUGUGGCCAACUCUUAGUUGUUUGUGGCACUUAAGAGUAAUUAGUGACAUUGACCGUUAUUGUUUUAAGCACUUUUAAUUUUAUCCUUCCCCAAAAUAGUUGAUUGGUCAGACUACCAACUUGUUGAACCAUUGUAUACUUGCCAUCCUUUUGUUACCUUUGUGUUCUUCAGUGCUCCUCUCUCAGACCUGCCUUUACCUUCCUCUACCCGUCACUUAAAAGCCGAUGUUCUAGUCAUGAUUUACAGGAGGCCCCUUGAACAGCCUCUUGGCUGCACCACAGUUCUGUACUUGAAUGUACUUAAAAAUUAAUGCUUUUUAGAUAAACAUUUUUAUAAUUCUAAUUUGGGUUAAUAAAAAAUUUUAAUAUUUUUUGGUUUACUUUUAUGUUUAUACAUAACAAAUGUAUUAAUAACCACUUUGUUAAACAUUGCUUUAAUGGCACAAAAUUUUUAUAUUUGAAAACUUUAUAUCCUUCUAAACAUGUGUUUAGGUUGUAUUCUAUAGCUAACUUUUAUAUACAAUUAUAUAAAUAUAAGUAUUAUAAAUUUUGUAU